AUGCCUCUCAACGUUUUGAUUCUGCCCAAGCCCGAUGCAGUAGUGGCAGCUCGCGCGGCCACGGCCCGCGUCAAGGUGCCGUCUGAUGUUCUGACUCUGCACCUUUUCUGCGAUGCCGCGUACAAGGAAGGCAGUCGCAUUCGAAGGAGACGACCAGCGGCCGCACUAGCUGUUGUCGUCAACGUUUGGCAGCCUGGAGCCAUCGAGAGCCAGCGCACCUCGAAGGGUUGCUUCAUUCCCUGCGAUCACCCUGACGACAACAGCGUCACUGGCGAGGGGUUGGCCCUCGUCGAGGGAGCCUUUAUUGCCAUUGACCAGAUAGCAAAGCUGGAAGAGGCGUUCGUCAUCGGCCCUACUGACAAAAUCGAGGUUGUCCUCUGGUCAGAUUGCCAGAAUCUACUGAAGGCGCUGAGAAAGCGUGGCCAAGGUCCUAUGAUGACGAAGAGGCUCCUACACAUCCUCGACAUCAUUGAGCUCAAGAUUCUUGAGAUACAGGGUUGGAGGACGAACGUGUCUGUUCGGUUCUUCUGGUGCCCCCAGGAAUGCGUUGAGCCACACGCGGCAGCUGACGACCUGUCCAAGAAUGUCAGAAUGAACGGCCGCAGCGGCACACAGUCCAAUGCGCUGCGCCUGCUCCACGCCGUGUCUCACAGAGCCAUUCUUUCAGCGCUUGCCCAAGCACGCAAGCCUUCGGAAGAUUUGGACCAGAUUGAGGACGGCCAGAUCGAGGACGGCCAGAUCGAGGACGGCCAGAUCGAGGAUGCCCAGAUUGAGGCCGAACAGAGCAAGGUAAACCAGAGCAUCGACAUGUCCACACCUAUCCCUGACACCGCCUACUACUACAAUAUGUUCCGCUCAGCUGCACGUCACCGCGCAGCCUCGGAGAGGGAGAAGACGCUCGAGGGAAUCAAGUUGCAGGAGAUCGAGAAUUUGCUGCGCGCGGCGUGUCAAGGAUACAAGCUUGAGGAUCAAUCUGUCCCCCCUGAGGGCCAGCACAGCCGCGAAGGCUCUCCCAACGAGGAAGAGGACAAAUUCUACGACGCGCAGGAGACCGCAGACCAUGAGGACGAGGAUGAAUUCUACGAUGCGCAAGAGCCCGCAGACCGCGAGGACGGCGACGAUGCGGAAGUUGAGCUCGCUGUGCCUGGAGACGGAGAUGGAGUCCGAGUGAGGCGCCCCAGCCGCGUCCGCGCUUUGUGGAACUGGGCUCGCGGACGCCCACGUUUGUAA
This is a messenger RNA of Diaporthe batatas, 1230 nucleotides long. RefSeq lists its product as uncharacterized. The record is from RefSeq and is a predicted model, not a curated record. The coding region runs from base 1 to 1230 and encodes 409 amino acids. NCBI's taxonomy places the organism in Eukaryota, Fungi, Ascomycota, Sordariomycetes, Diaporthales, Diaporthaceae. The transcript has 2 exons.